Messenger RNA from Rhincodon typus (whale shark), 390 nucleotides. RefSeq names its product exocyst complex component 1-like. The transcript is spliced from 4 exons. Bases 1 to 390 code for a protein of 129 amino acids. Lineage: Eukaryota; Metazoa; Chordata; Chondrichthyes; Orectolobiformes; Rhincodontidae. The record is from RefSeq and is a predicted model, not a curated record.
AUGGCAGCCUUACUCAGAAAAGCACUAAAGAAGAAAAUAUUUCAUCCAAAUGGAGAUCGUUUAUUUGCUGUGAUUGAAGUAAUGACAUCUACACGGGAAGACGAAAGGUAUUACCUUUGCAGUUCAGUAACAAAUUGCAAGGAGGUGCAAAUCACUUUUGUGAAAAACUUAGCUUCGAGUCAAGAUGAACAAUUUGAGAAAAUCAAUACAUGGUUCCUCAAAGAUCUUAAGCUUGUGGAUGGAAAAGAAGCAGACCAAGAUAAUCCACACUUUGAUAUGCAUUUUGAUAAAGUUUACGGCUGGGAAACUUCCAGCACAGCCUCCAAAUAUACCUUUGUCCGAUGUUUGCAGGAGCUUAAUCACCACUACCUGGGAAAGAAGAUCUUAUAA